UCUCCAUCCGGGUGCUGCGGCUCACAUAAGAGCCUGACUGCGCCUGCGCGCCCAGCUCCACUCCUUCGACCUCUGCCGCCGCCGCCGCCGCCGCCGCCUCGCGGAAAGAGAGGAAGCAGGAGAGGAGCCCACGUCGCCUGUCACCUACAUCCUCCUGCCGCGCCCCUCGGAAGACUAAAAUGUUCGCCUGCGCCAAGCUCGCCUACACCCCCGCUCUGAUCCGAGCUGGAUCCAGAGUAGCAUACAGACCAAUUUCUGCAGCAGUGUUACCUCGACCAGAGGCUAGGACUGGAGAGGGCUCUACAGUAUUUAAUGGGGCCCAGAAUGGUGUGUGUCAGCUAAUCCGAAGGGAGUUUCAGACCAGUGCAAUCAGCAGAGACAUUGAUACUGCUGCCAAAUUUAUUGGUGCAGGUGCUGCAACAGUAGGCGUGGCUGGUUCUGGUGCUGGUAUUGGAACAGUCUUUGGCAGCCUUAUCAUUGGUUAUGCCAGGUAAUCAUUUCUAUCUCUG
Octodon degus (degu) is the source of this 509-nucleotide messenger RNA. RefSeq names its product ATP synthase membrane subunit c locus 3 (gene Atp5mc3). Bases 180 to 494 code for a protein of 104 amino acids. Gene Ontology annotation, molecular function: proton transmembrane transporter activity. NCBI's taxonomy places the organism in Eukaryota, Metazoa, Chordata, Mammalia, Rodentia, Octodontidae. The transcript has 4 exons. Gene Ontology annotation, biological process: proton motive force-driven ATP synthesis. The record is from RefSeq and is a predicted model, not a curated record.